GCCACCCCCGCGGACUAACCGAAACGUAUCAUGAACGCGAUUUAAUUAGCUUUAUUUUGUUAUAGCCUAUGUUAUCAGCAUCAGUAUAGUAAUGCGACUAGUAAACCAGAACCCCGUCUCUUAGCGUGUGCAAUAAGCGAAAUCGAAUUGGUUCAACACAUCCAGUCAUGUUUCUUCUGCAUCCGUUGCUGCAGAUAUUUGUGCUUUUUGAUCCGACACUGUGGCUGGCAGGCUCAGCCAGCCCAACCGAUGACAAUGUUCUGCGGGCCGGCCAUGGAGAUCACGGAGAGCCAGGGCACGAGGAACCCCAUAAAGAUUCCUAUAGCACGUUCGCCUCAGAAUUCCUCGAGUCCAGAUACCUCUCAGACGAAGGUUACCCCUUUCCAACUGCACCGCCUGUGGACCCAUUCGCCCGAAUCAAAGUUAUCGACUGUGGAAUAACCAAAGGAUGCAUCAGAUAUGGGAAGCCAGGCUGUGAUGCAGAGACCUGUGAAUACUUCCUGAGUUACAGACGCAUUGGCACAGAUGUGGAAUAUGAGAUGAGUGCAGACACUGAUGGCUGGGUCGCUGUUGGUUUUUCCUCUGACAAAAAAAUGGGAGGGGAUGAUGUUAUGGGCUGUGUUCAUGAUGAUAAUGGGCGUGUAAGGAUCCAUCAUUUCUAUAACGUGGGCCAGUGGGCCAAAGAAAUCAAGAGAAACCCAGCACGGGACGAGGAGGGCAUCUUUGAAAACAACCGUGUCACCUGCCGCUUCAAGCGUCCUCUUCAUGUCGCACGUGAAGAGACAUUGGUGGACCUACACCUUAGCUGGUACUAUCUGUUUGCCUGGGGACCUGCCAUACAAGGUUCCAUCACAAGGCAUGACAUUGACUCACCACCGGUGUCAGAUCGCAUGAUAAGCAUCUAUAAAUAUGAAGACAUUUUUAUGCCUGCCACAGCCUAUCAGACAUUCAACUCUCCCUUUUGCCUUCUUCUCAUUGUUGCUCUUACUUUCUACCUGCUAAUGGGCACACCAUAACCACUACAACCAGCAACAAUGUCACUGAGAAAAUAGAUGGAGAGAAUGACUACAACAUACCGUGGAGCAACCAUUAACAUAUCUGUGCCAAUGUAAUAGUAUUAGAAACAAGCAGCAAUUAAUAAGAAGACUAAGAGCAUUGUGAUCAUAUAGCAUCUUCAACCUAUGUACACGAGUAUUAAGACCAUGGAUUAAUUUUAUUUUAUUUACAGCAAUGUUGAUACUCAUUCAUAGAAGGGAGAGGGUCAGGCAUACAGAUAUUAUUUUGAUACAAGAAUUAAGCAACCCAAAAUUAUAUGUCAUGUGUAGUUGGUAGCCUACAAAAUGUGAAACUUUGAGCUAAACUGAUGCUUGCAAUGGCACAUAUCAUGACAUACUCCGAAGUAUGGUGCACUAAAACCCACUAAAGAGUUCUUCAGAGAGGUGAAUUGUUCAAUGCCCUAUUAAUCUGCCUUCUACUAUUGAAUUGACCUACUAUUUAAAAAAUAUGUUGGAAAUAUGUGUCAGCAGAGUACCUCAGUAGAGUUUUUCUGCUGUUUGUAGUUGUCUGCCUUCCACUACAUUAUAGUUCUAUAUAGUUAAACAUUUAUUAAGGCUUUGAAUUUCAAACUGAACAUUGAACUGAUGUAAAUUAACUCCUGUGAUUGAUUACGCAAAUAACAGCAGUACAUAAAUGACCCUCAGCUCAACAGCUCAAACACACACAUGCACACAAUAUUCAUACACCAUCACUGCCUUCCAUUUAGAGUGUAUUUAUCCCAGUAAUGCCAGCACAGUAUUUGAUAAUGCAUGCCAGCCAACCAGCCUCAUCUGAGCCAUUUUGACCAUUAAGAACAGAAUCCUCACUGGAUUAGAACCACUCCAGGAACAGGAUAGAUCAUCUUGUCUUCAUACCAAGGAAUCAAAGACUUUCUAUUCCAAGGACUAUAUGGAUUCAUACCAUUGCAAAACUCAAAAUGGUCCAAGUUGCUGCCUAUCUAGAAAGAUCUGGAUCUCAAAAUCUGGUCUGAUCUAAUAAUUUAUAGAACUUUUAAAAUGUCCCUUUUAAUAAUCUGUUUAUGAGAUUGAAGUGUGCCAUGUAAGUAUGAUUGGGUAUUGGGAUUGAAGUAUUUUUUUAAUUGUAAUGUCUUAAUUACACUCAUUGAGCUCUUUAUUAGGAACACUAUGGUCUUAAUAAAGUUAUAGACGUGGUCUUCUGCUGUUGUAGCCCAUCUGGUUAAAGAUUUGACAUGUUCUGCAUUCUGAGAUGCUAUUCUGCUCACUGCAAUUGUACAGAGUGGUUAUCUGAGUUACCAUAUCCUUUCUGGCUGCUCGAACCAAUCUGGCCAUUCUCUGUUGACCUCUCUCAUCAACAAGGCAUUUCCGUUUGCAAAACUGCCACUCAAUGGAUGUUUUUUGAUUUUGGUACCAUUCUGAGUAAAUUCUGUUGUGUGUGAAAAUCCUAGGAGAUCAAACCAGCCUGUCUGGCACCAACAAUCAUGCCACGGUCGAAAUCACAGAGAUCACCUUUUUCCCCCAUACUGAUGGUUGACGUGAACAUUAACUGAAGCUCCUGACCCAGAUCUGCAUGAUUUUAUGCAUUGCACUGCUCCCGCAAGAUUGGCCGAUUAGAUAAUCGCAUAAAUAUGUGGCUGUACAGGUGUUCCUAAUAAAGUGCUCAGUGAGUAUUGUUAUAUUUACCUAAAGGUUAUAUAUGAGGAAGCAUACUUUAGGGAGUGAUACAAUUCCUUUUGAUGUGUACAGGCAGCGCUAAUCAUGUCAUAUAGCAUUCUUUGUGAAUGGAGACAAUAUAUGCUAAUGAAAUUAAAUAAUAAAGUUGUUAUUGAUAUAUUUUAAAAUACGUUUGAAACCAUGACAUUGACAGUAUUAGAAUAUGCAAUAAUGAGUAUGCAUAGUAAAGGACUGUGCGCCGUGAGUGUUUUAAACAUAAUUUACUUACACUAUCUUCCUGCAACAUUAGCAGCUUAUUUACAUUCUGACGAGUUUACUGUGAAAUCUCACUCUAAUUGAAAACAAAGAUGCCUGUGUUUGGUGGUACAAUAUAUACACACACUGCACUUUUAAA
Xyrauchen texanus (razorback sucker) is the source of this 3081-nucleotide messenger RNA. RefSeq names its product DOMON domain-containing protein FRRS1L. Bases 168 to 1016 code for a protein of 282 amino acids. Gene Ontology annotation, biological process: regulation of glutamate receptor signaling pathway. NCBI's taxonomy places the organism in Eukaryota, Metazoa, Chordata, Actinopteri, Cypriniformes, Catostomidae. The record is from RefSeq and is a predicted model, not a curated record. The transcript is spliced from 5 exons.